AUGCCACGAAUUACAUUUCCAUUCAAAAUUCAUCGUUCACGAUCAUAUACAUUGAAUGAUGAUUGUCAAAAGAAUAGUUGUAAACAUCAUCAAAAUGUAUUACGUAUUGGUGGUGAAUAUGUUCCAGUAUUUGAAAUUUUAAAUUUUGGUUCUGUAUCAGAUAAAGAAUUAUUAUACAUACGUAUUGCUAAACAAGGUCUUAUAAUAUCACAUAAACCAUCUGUCAAUCUAAGCUCAUUAGCUGGAUCAUUGGAUCGACCAAAAUCGGAAAUGCGUAAUUAUCAUGUGUUACCAGCGGCUUCAAAUCAUCAUCAUUUAUAUCUACAACGAUAUAAUACAUUACGUGGACCUUGCCAUCGUACCCGUUCUGAUCGUUGUCGUCUAAUUAAAUGGGAUCAAAUUUCUGGCAUACAAAUUUUGAAACCAAAAUCACUUAUUUUCAAACUUAAUCGUUUAGAAGACAACAACAUUGUAGAUGAUUGUGAUACUGAUGUUGUAGAUGAAUUACGAUUAUAUCGAUUUUGUUCACAUCGUAAUGAAAACAUUUCAUUAGCAUCAUUAUUACAUGAUUAUCGAUCCAAAAUAAAUGAUAAUGAUGACGAUGAACUAUUACGAUUCGAAUUUCUUAUCAAACAAGAUCUUGAAGCUAUGAUUGCAUUUGGCAUACAUCAUCAAUUAUUACAACCAGAUGAUGAUGGCCAUUGUGGUGUUAGAACUUUUGAUCAUAUCAAAAACACUAACAACACUAAUAAUAAAAAUGGUAAAAUUUUUUCCCGAUUAUUUCGUUGGAUUAAUCGUCAUAUGAUUGUUACAUUUAGAUCAUCUACAAAACAACAAUAACAACUGAUGAUGAUAAUCAAUCAAUCAAACAAUCAAUUAGCUUUAUAAAUAAGUUUCAUUC
Molecule: messenger RNA, 901 nt
Organism: Dermatophagoides farinae (American house dust mite)
Lineage: Eukaryota; Metazoa; Arthropoda; Arachnida; Sarcoptiformes; Pyroglyphidae
Source: RefSeq, a predicted model, not a curated record